Messenger RNA from Elephantulus edwardii (Cape elephant shrew), 1287 nucleotides. RefSeq names its product SH2 domain containing 5 (gene SH2D5). The coding region runs from base 1 to 1287 and encodes 428 amino acids. The record is from RefSeq and is a predicted model, not a curated record. Gene Ontology annotation, cellular component: postsynaptic density. Lineage: Eukaryota; Metazoa; Chordata; Mammalia; Macroscelidea; Macroscelididae. The transcript has 9 exons.
AUGCAGAAGGCUGGGGCAGGGGGUCGGAGGGCCUCCGAUUGUGGCCCUAUCCUUCACAGACCCAGAUGCAUCACCAAGUUUGCUCAGUAUGUAGGCUCCUUCCCUGUGGAUGACCUGGACACCCAGGAAAGUGUGUGGCUGGUGCAGCAGCAGCUAUGGGCACUGAAGGACUGUCCCCGGCGCCGAGCUGUCAUCCUGAAAUUCAGUCUUCAGGGCCUAAAGAUGUACAGCGGGGAGGGUGAGGUGCUCCUGAUGGCUCAUGCCCUGCGACGCAUACUCCACUCCACCUGGUGCCCCGCCGACUGCCAGUUUGCCUUCAUUGCCCGAAACCCACGGAGCCCAGCCAGCAAGCUCUUCUGCCACCUCUUUGUGGGUAGCCAGCCUGGAGAGGUCCAGAUCCUGCACCUCCUCCUGUGCCGCUCCUUCCAACUGGCUUACCUCCUGCAGCACCCCGAGGAGCGGGCACAGCCAGAGCCUGGUCCAGGGCCUGGAGGGGAUGUGCCUCUGAAGCCACUGGCCAGUCCAGGGGCCCCCCCUGUCUUCGUGCGGGAACCCUUUGGCCGUGAUCAGGUUUCACAGAACGUCCAUGCACUGGUUUCCUUCCGGCGGCUGCCAGCGGAAGGAACAGCAGGCAGUGGGAAGGAACUGCUGGAGUUGGAAGGCCGGGGGGGCAUGCGUCACGCCCGCCUAGGGAAUCCAUACUGCUCACCCACACUGGUCCGCAAGAAGGCCAUUCGCAGCAAAGUGAUCCGCUCGGGGGCCUACCGUGGCUGCACCUAUGAGACUCAGCUGCAGCUGUCGGCUCGGGAGGCCUUCCCGGCAGCAUGGGAGGCAUGGCCUCGGGAUCCCAGCAGCCCCUCGUGCCUGGUGGAGAGUGAAGGCAGCUUGACGGAGAACAUCUGGGCUUUUGCUGGCAUCUCCCGACCCUGUAGCCUCGCUCUGCUAAGAAGGGAUGUGCUUGGGGCCUUCCUGCUAUGGCCUGAGCCAGGUGCUACCGGCCAGUGGUGUUUGUCAGUGCGCACGCAGUGUGGUGUAGUACCUCACCAGGUCUUCCGGAAUCACUUGGGCCGAUACUGCGUGGAGCAUCUCCCCGCUGAGUUCCCCAGCCUGGAGGCCCUGGUGGAGCAUCACGCCGGCACAGAGCGCAGUCUCUUCUGCUCCCUGGACAUGGGCCACCUGAACCCUGGCUAUGAGGAGCAGGACUGUGGGCCGGAAGGCAGGCCACCGCGAACUCUCCGGCCCCUGAGCCAUGCCAAGUCUGAGGCAGAGCUGCAGGGCCUGGGCUAG